This is a messenger RNA of Colletotrichum graminicola M1.001, 1416 nucleotides long. RefSeq lists its product as uncharacterized. The record is from RefSeq and is a predicted model, not a curated record. The coding region runs from base 1 to 1416 and encodes 471 amino acids. The transcript has 2 exons. Lineage: Eukaryota; Fungi; Ascomycota; Sordariomycetes; Glomerellales; Glomerellaceae.
AUGCAGCAAACAAGCGGCGAAAGACAAGAGACCAGAACCGAUUCGUCUCUCAACAAGAACAGCCUCGAGCCGCAGUUCAGACAACACUACCAGCAUCAUUGCGAUCUGCGAUCAGACCUUCGCGGACAAGACAUUCUGCACUUGGAUACCAUAAUGGAUGAUACGGCAUUCAAUCUUAUGCCAGAGACACAAGUCGGAGAGCCAAGUGUGAUUGAUGGCUCAUCUGACGAUCAGAAAAACCGGGCUCAAGAUGCGACCUAUUUCAUGCCACACGCCGCCGAGGUCCGAAGUCUUCAAGAUCAGGUCAUCCAACUACACAUGCAGUUCGAGGAUUACGAGACCGAUAUUUCCAAACUCGAAACUGACAUUGCCCAUGUCGAAAAUGGCUUUGUCCAUAUCGAAACUGACAUUGCCUGUGUCAGAACUGAGAUUGCCUGUGUCGCAAAGAUGGUCGAGGAUGCUGAGCGCCAGCGAACCGAGAUGCAACAGUCGUAUCAGCGCGAUGUUUCCAAGCAUGUGGCACACAUCAACAAGCUUGAUGGUAAGAUUCGUCAUCUCAAAGCGCAGGUUGCAUCCCUCAAGGCAGUCAAGUCACAAGACAAGGCCAUUGCCAAUUCGCGAAAAGUUUCAGACGACGUCAUCAAAGCCAGCUGGAGAACAAUGACAUACAACAUCAGAAGCCUCGUUGCCACCAUCCUUACCGGCCACUCUUCUCGGCAUGAUCUGGACCAUCAUGGUCACGAGGACAAAGAGGAGUCUUGUGCUUUUUGCCAACUUGAUGCACGCCAAAUCUUGCUUCUCCAAAAUGACGACAUAAGAGAAAGCGUCGUCGAGAAGCUCGUUUGGGACGCUGUUGUUAGCCGCAUAUUCUCACCCAAUGGAGUUCGCUUUGGCAGAAAUUGGGCCGGGACUCCAGGCCAGUUACUAUCUGCUCUCUUCAACCAGUUGCUUGAAGUGCCUGAGAUGAGCAACAACCCCACCAUGCUAUUUCGAUGGAAGGCUGAGAGCGCCGUCAUGAUGGACAAGGUCAUCGGCUUCAACAACAAAGAGCUCAAUAGUAUCGUCGACAAAGAAUACCGGGGCCUCUGCGCAUUCAUUCCCCACGACUGUCCCAACAUUACAGUCGCGCGAAAGAGCCUUCAUCAGGAGCUCCGCAACAUUUUCAAGGAAGCGACCGAGAUACACCGAAUCUUGAUGCAAUCCCGCGCCUACUUCUAUAUCGAUCCGGUUAUUGCUGAAGACACUGUUCAUUAUAACCCGGAGUAUCAUGAAGCCGAGGUAUAUGAGACGGAGCUGAGCUCAAAGAGCACCGUCCUGCUCGGGAUUUCACCGAGUCUGGUCAAGUGCGGAAAUGCCGACGGGGGCAACUACGACAAGAGCAACCGGCUGGUCAAGGCAUCGGUAAUCUGCGACUAG